GAGGCCGUGGCUUUGUGACUCCGGAAGUUGCCAAGUGGACUGUGCGUCGUUCGGUGGUGAUCGCGCCUGCAGUCCCUCAGAGUGGCCGGCCAACAUGCCACAGAUCUAUGAGGCCAACUCCUUCUCUCCUGCAACGCUGACACUCUCAUGGGGUCCACAGAGUUAUCUCUCGGGCGACGUGUCCUCCUGCAAUUUCUCGCGGUGGGAUCUUCAACUGGCGAAGGUGGCACCAGAUGGAAGUCUUGAGAGCUGGCUGCCUUUGACCCACUGCUUUUAUGAAGGUUCUCGGCAGCAGCACAGCUGCCAGGUGGACGACUUGGAUUUCCUGCAGUAUUACCAGGUGCGCUUUGCCGAGCUUUGCGAAGACUCGGCUCUGGAUUCCUUGUACAACUGGACGCAUCCGAUUCUGAUCCGCGGCGCCCUUGCUGGAAGCCCAGUGAACAUCACCAUGACGGUUCUGAGCCAAAGUGACGUCCACAUCGGCCUGGGACUUGGCUCGAAAAACAGUGGUCAGAAUGCCAGAGUUCCCUUGUGA
Cladocopium goreaui is the source of this 535-nucleotide messenger RNA. Lineage: Eukaryota; Dinophyceae; Suessiales; Symbiodiniaceae. The record is from the annotation of a GenBank genome assembly.